This is a messenger RNA of Acanthochromis polyacanthus (spiny chromis), 1470 nucleotides long. It is a transcript of the gene il12ba, whose product is annotated as interleukin 12Ba. The transcript is spliced from 7 exons. The record is from RefSeq and is a predicted model, not a curated record. NCBI's taxonomy places the organism in Eukaryota, Metazoa, Chordata, Actinopteri, Pomacentridae. Bases 264 to 1328 code for a protein of 354 amino acids. Gene Ontology annotation, molecular function: protein binding.
AUGCAGCUUUUCAUUAAGUUAAUUCCUUGAGGUAUCCGGAUGCUAAUGAAAGCUAGUGAUAGUGUGCUGCAUGGAUUUAUGGGCUCAAAUUAUUGCACCGGGUAAUUAUAACAGCAAUUUAAUUGCUUCAAUUUGUAGAUUUAUUGGCCUUUGUUCAGUUCUGAUGCUUUUUUGCUUUUUCCCUCUCAUUUUCUUGCUUUCUUUCUUUCUCCGUACAUCCCUCUCGUCCCCUCAUUUUUGCCCUCCCUUUAUUUCUCUUGCAGAUGUUAUUUGUUUUCGCCGUCAUCUGUGCAUUUCUACAUGUCAGCUACCAAAGUCCAAGGAGUCACUGGACUCUGCUGCCCAACAUUCUGGUUGUGGAGGUGGAUGGUACUUUGAGCCAGCAGCCCCUGAGCUGCAUUGAGCUGCCAGAGGAGCUUAUGAGGAUAGGCAACCAGAGCCAAGGUAUUUUUUGGAAGAAGAAUGGAAAAGAGGAAGCACAGAGAGGAAACUCAUAUCUGGUGCAGCUGGAGGAAAGCCUCGGAGGGGGCAACUACACCUGCCACAGCAAGGACGGAUCGCUCCUUAAUCACACCGAGGUCCUGAUCUCAGAGGAUGAAACCAAGAGGAGGAAGAUUCUGGUGAAAAAUGACCAAGAACAUUAUUUAAAGUGCUCCACUCAAAAUUACAACGGAGAGUUCCAGUGCUCCUGGACCUGGCACCCCAGUCGCGUUGGCAAAGUAGCAUUCAUCAAAGCUCGACGUGUUUCUGACAACAACAGCGUCCAGUGUUCUUUAGACUCCAGUUCUCAGCAGUGGGUGUGCUUCUCGGAUCACAGCAACUUCAGCUGCAUGGUGGAUGACAGCGGUCGCGGGAUCUCCUGCCUGGACAAGCAGCACUGUCCUUACGCUGAGGAGAGUCAGCCCAUCCACAUCACUGUCUAUGUCAGGACCAAGCAAUUCCUGGUGGAGGACUACUCGAGGCAUUUUUACCUGUCAGAGAUAGUGAAACCUGGCAAGGUGAGGAUCGUAAAAAUCAACAGCUCUGUGAUCGAGUGGAGUUACCCGAGCUCCUGGAGCAGCCCCUACUCCUACUUCCCCCUCACUUUCCAGAUUGCACAGCUCAGGGGUGAAUGCAGGAGGUGCAACAACCCGUGUACUGACUCAAAAGCUGCCACGACCGAGAUGGUCCACUCUCCAGGCAUUUGUCAGUUUCCAGUGUGGCACAAGGCGAAGGUCGUGUGUGUCAGAGCGAAGGAUGCCAUCUGUGACUCACAAUGGAGCGAGUGGAGCCAUGUCAGUUUGAGGGGAAGCAAGAAAAACAGACGGCACAACAAGGAAGAAGCGUAAAAAACGAAAGAUCCCAUCGCUGGACUUCUCAAGCAAUGCUACAUGCUUUUAUCUAUUUCUAUUUAUUUGAUCUAACAGCUUGGCAUUUGUAGUGUGUAAUCCUUAUUGACAAGUGAAGAAAUGAAAUAAAAAUUCAGCACAA